Molecule: messenger RNA, 691 nt
Organism: Melanotaenia boesemani (Boeseman's rainbowfish)
Lineage: Eukaryota; Metazoa; Chordata; Actinopteri; Atheriniformes; Melanotaeniidae
Gene: nedd8l
Product: NEDD8 ubiquitin like modifier, like
Exons: 4
Coding region: 136-405 (89 amino acids)
Biological process (GO): modification-dependent protein catabolic process; protein neddylation; regulation of proteolysis
Cellular component (GO): nucleus; cytoplasm
Molecular function (GO): protein tag activity; ubiquitin protein ligase binding
Source: RefSeq, a predicted model, not a curated record
UCGGAGUGUUAGUCUGCUACGCCGGAAGUCAAGGCAGUUUCGCUGUCAAGCUGGUUGUUACACGCUAAUUUGCUAAUUGUUUUCUUCAGUUAAUACGUACUACUUUUUGUAAUACUAGUAUAUUGUUUAUUCAAUAUGUUGAUCAAAGUAAAGACUCUCACUGGAAAGGAAAUCGAGAUUGAUAUUGAGCCCACAGACAAGGUGGAGCGAAUCAAAGAAAGAGUAGAAGAAAAGGAAGGGAUCCCUCCACAGCAACAGAGGCUCAUCUACAGUGGAAAGCAGAUGAAUGAUGAGAAAACAGCUGCAGACUACAAGAUCCAGGGAGGCUCGGUGCUCCAUCUUGUGUUGGCGCUAAGAGGAGGCUCAAUGUCCCACAGUUGCAGCAUACAUCUGUCCUCGUCAUGAAUUGCUGUUGUCAUGAGACUAGCAGAGUGCCAACACAUAGGUGUUCAUAACCACAUUGCAGCAGAGAAAUUUAAAAUUCUACUCAUCCGGCCAAUGCAAUAGGCAGUAAGAAAAUAAGAAUCAACCAUCCCAAAAAGGACGUUCUACUUCCUUUGUAGAUGUUUUUUGUAAACCCAAAUUGGCUUUUUAAGUUUCAAGCAGUUGAUACAGGCACCCAUGCUUUGUUAGAGACAGUUUAAGAACACUGUGGUCUUUUUGUUUGUGAAUAAAUGCCGAAGUUGAAUUA